GAAGUUUCGGGACACUGUCAGAGUUGUGGUCAGUGGCACCUUCAAAAAUCCCGGAUUAAAACCACAUUGAAAAGUUUUGCAGGGAUGUGGGUAGCAAGAAGCAUAUCCUAGAUGUCAGACAUGUAGUUGAAGGAUGAAUGGUCAGAGCACGAGUCCCAGUGACUCUCCCCAGUCUCAGGAGCCAGAUGGGUCGAAGGACAUCCCAACUCUCCGCAUCCAAGACAGUACUCCACUGCCUCCGCCAUCCAAUGGGACAUCACCGGUGCCAGCUAGACAAGACAGUUUUGCUUUGCGGUCAGUGCCAACUGUCCCCAGAUCUCCGAGCCUGACAAAGUCAUCGUCGGGCUACAGCAGCUUAGCUCAUGGAGUCCUCUCGAAGCCUCUCAAACAAGAAUCUAAUAAGAACUAUGGCCCGCUCUGCAUCGGCUUGGACUCCUCUAACAAUGCUGCAUCCCAGUCCUUCAGCAGCAGAGCUAAUCAUGCCCAAGUUAAGCUGGAGCCCCUCAGUAUCAACAAGGAUAACUCCCUGCAGAUGCACCAUCCGAACCAUGCACACAUACAGUCUCAUUCCCCAACUCUGAGUGAUGUCUCCAGCAUCCGACUCAACUCAAGAAAUAAUCUCAUCACGCCGACACUGUCGUUAGCGUCCACAGACCCAGGUCCUCUCACACCCAGUGGUCUGAGCAAUGGAGACAAGCAUCUCUUCCUUGAUCCAGGAACCCUUAAGGGUGAUUGGCAACUGUUCAAGUCUAAUGCGCACAGCGGAUCGAUCCUGGGAUCGGAAGCUGGCGACCAUCUCAUGGCUCCGGGAAGUCAACUCUCACAUUAUGCCAGCAGCAACAACUCUCUCUCACCGUUCCCACAGUUUGAGCUGUCACCAUCUGGAUCAAGCUUUGCUAGCACCCCACGCCAUUCUGCCCGAUCAUUCUCCGGCCGCAUGUCGAAGAAGCGAGCACUGUCGCUCUCACCAUUGUCAUCCGAGGGGUUGGAUCUGAAUCAGCUGAUCCGGACUUCUCCAACAUCACUUGUUGCCUAUAUCAAUGGAUCUCAGUCAUUGCCUUUCACAUCCCCAAUAUCGUCAGGAACUUACGGACACUUUCUGGCCAGGACGGCAAGCACAAGUCCUGGGAGUCGAUCGCCCUCAGUGUUCCACCACACAUUUACCCCAGGGAGCCUUACGGCACAACCUACUCGGGCACUUGUCAGGAAGGGACCAGAAAUCCCUAUCAACAACUCUGAUGACUUGAUAAAUUACCGUGGCAUGGGGCAACUGGAGACCGGAGUGAUCCCGAUGGAGUUAAGUGAGAAUCAGGUGGUCUUGCCACAGGCGACAAACUUAGUCUACCUGCAGGGCAAUGACGAUACUUUGUUCAAACAAGAGGGCAAUAAUGACAUGAACACCAAUGUUGGUGGUAUCAACAGCGAUCUGAAUUUAGCAGAUGAGAAGCCCACAUUGCCAUUGGCGACUAUGGAGGUGACAAACCCGGAAAUGGUGACAAACGGUCCUAACAAACGGAUCAGUGGUGACCGAGGUCUGACCACAGACUCUGAGAUGGUCUCUGAUGUCAUGUGCACCAUGCAGCAGUUGCAGGGCAGUGUUAAUAUGGCACCUGCAAAUUCGCUGGAUAUGGCCCAGGCAAACACGAUGAUGUCACAGAUUCCUGCUGAUUAUAAUAUGAAUCUUCUAGAAAACACACGACCCCCUAACAUGGCUGCUAAUAUGGAUGAGGGUAUAUGUGUUAACAACCCAAGUGUCGGCAACGCAAACGCGUACAACAAACCGGGUGUGUAUGGUAUGCAAUCCUACCAUCAGGAGAGUGUGAUGCCAGCUUCGAGUGGGACAUCUGUCCAAUCAGGACUACCCCCACCGCCAAGUUAUGCUCAAGCUUUACAACAUCAGAAACAGCAGCACUACGACAUGACCAACUCCAUUGACUCAGGUUUCUCCAAUUCACCGCGCGACGCACAAAAUAACGUCAUGAUGGCUACGGAGGAGAAGGAUGAUGGCGAUAUGAAGCCGUUCUUUUGCAAAUGGAUCGACUGCAAUCAGGUUUACGGGGACCAAGAAGAUCUUGUGCGCCAUAUUGAAAAAGUCCACAUAGAUCAACGUAAGGGCGAUGACUUUACGUGUUUCUGGCAAGGGUGUCCGCGCCGUUACAAGCCAUUCAAUGCCCGCUACAAACUGCUGAUUCACAUGCGCGUACAUUCUGGAGAGAAGCCUAAUAAGUGCACAUUUGAGGGUUGCAACAAAGCAUUCUCGCGUCUAGAGAAUUUAAAGAUUCACCUUCGAUCGCAUACAGGGGAGAAGCCAUAUUUGUGUCAGUUCCCAGGAUGCACUAAGGCAUUUAGCAACUCGUCCGAUCGUGCCAAACAUCAGAGAACUCAUGUCGAUGCCAAACCCUACGCCUGCCAAAUCCCAGGAUGCCCCAAGCGUUACACAGAUCCAAGCUCCUUACGGAAGCACGUCAAAAAUCAUUCACAAAAGGAAAAACAAGCCAGAAAAAAGAUGCGAGGGUCAAAAGAGGAAGAUUUCAGCCCGGAAAUGCUAAGUGAAUGUAUGACGAUUCAUCAGAUCCGGCCAGCUGGUUCACCAAUGGAUGCUACGGACAGUGGUAUCGGACACUCCCCCCGGGGUUCACAUCCAGGCACAUCACAUGAUAUUUAUCCUAACAUGGCUUUCUCAAGCAACCAAUCUAGUCGCAGUGGCACAGCUAAUGGUAUGGCCAGCCUCAGUAAUCACAAUUCACCUGUCAGCGUGCAGCAAGGCAGCCCGAUGGCCACCCAGUCGCACUCAAUGCAGGACGAGGCUGUGCGGAGAGGGUCCAACUACUCUCCAGUUCGUCGUCCGGUCGCGUCGUUCACGCCACGACUACACCACCACAUGGUGAACUUGAACCCUCAUACCAAACUGCCCCAGAUUCCAAACUUUUCUCGAGUGGCGCAUAAUAAAGCGAACAAUUCCCAUCAUCUGCCCCUGGUAGCCCAGCAGGCCACACCUAGCUACAGCUACAACGCAGGACCCACCGGCAUGCUCAUCAACUCCAAGGGGGUCAAGCCAUUCAGUCCACGCAAUCUUGCACCCAUCCCAACGUUCGAGGACCAGCUCUCAAGUCUGCCAUAUGACACCAUGCAAAGGGCAUUAUCAAAUCAUUCAGCAUUUGCUGAUCAGUACUCUGCACCGCAUCACCAUGAUUAUGACAUGUGUUCUUAUCGCAGUCAGUGUGUUGUCGACGACGGCAACCGUUUUCUCCGUCUCAGUGCGAUUGACCGGUAUAACAGUCAAAUCUCGCCCCAGGCACAGAUAUACGCUGACGGCACAUAAACAUUUGAAGAGCGAUCUGCUCAGUCUUGCUGUUUCAUUUGAACUUUUCUCUCAUUUGCCGGGUGAAUGCAGCGCCAUCUCAUAAAUUUAUCGUCUUCUUGUUGUGGUUUUGGUGUAACAUAUCAGUCAUUGCUUACGUCCACCAAUGCCUGCCGUCCAUGAAAAUUAACAGUACGGAAAUAGAUGUGAUUUUUGGUGCGUGCCUUUGCUAUGAAACAGAUUAUAAAUCAUGACCUAGAACAACACUUCCAGCAAAUUCUCAAAGCAAGAAACAAGUCAUCUCAUUUCAUUGGUCUAUGUGAGGAGUAUCGACUGAUCUUUGGAGAUGAGGGCAUGAGCCACUAACAGAAAUCAAGCUUUCUUUUAAAAAAUCAUGUGAUUAAUUAAUUGAUUGAUUUUGUAGAAUUUACUGUCUCAGAAACAGGGUUUACAGUCCAGGGUUUUUAGGUGUGAUAAUUAGAGUUUAUCUGUAAAUAUAGGACUAUGGUGUAUAUAAGGGUAGAUUAGGCUGCAUAUAUAUGUAUUGUUUAUUUUCAUAGUCCUUCAUUUUACGAGUAUUUGGCCUCCAUGAUACAUUGAGUUUAUAAGUUGAUUCUGUUUUCUGAAACAUAAAACUUUGUCUGAUGAUCAGGUAAUAUUUCUUUCCAUUUCCAAUUAGUCCUCCCACACGGUUGCUGUUUUGCGUCAAAAAUGAUCAUUUGGAAAUGUUUUUUCUGUUGAGAACGUCUUGGGAUAGUGGAUCUUUCUAGAUGUUUUCGAACUCAAACAUGACCUCUAUCUAAGAAAAGUAAAAACAACUUUUUGGUCCAGGUUACUGAGAUAUCGUAGGAGGUGCAAAUGGCUUCGGGGAUGGAAGGUUCGAAUAUGGUAGAUCGGGGAAGUAAUUGGGGAGGGAGCUUGAGGUGUAAAAGAUGAGAAGUUUCUGGAAGGGUUCUCACUUCCAGGUGUUGACAUCUUAAUGUGACAUCAGAAAUAUUGUGCUCAUUGUAUCGUUGACGACCUCUUUAACUUUAAAUUUUAAAAAAUUGAUGUCUCACGAGUCAAGGACUACAUGUGCACUUGGAAGUUGUGGCUUUUGUAUAAUAGAGUUGUAUUUUUCCUUCGAAGAAAAAUGUGAUGUACAUGUACUAUUUUCACUAAAAAAUGUAUAUAGCUUGUUUGGAUGUGUAUUUGUGCAUUUAAAAUUGACGUGAUCUCAGAUGGGUCAAACUGCAUGUCUUUGUAUAGAGUGUGAAUAGUGUAUAGUGACACAUACAGUAACACUAACAAAGUAUAGCGAGUCUAGUUCAUUUGAACUUGAACAAAUCUUUUAUACCAAUGAUGUUGAUGAUGUAUUGUGAUUUAAGUUCUUGUUGGUCUGAAAUGGACUUUUGAUUUAAAAAUUUGAUACACUAUUUCAUGUUUAGUGUGAUGAUUAUUGGGUAGGGGGCUCUGUUCAUUGGAUUACUGUCUUGUGUUAUUGUUGUUUUCUGUUCUUGAGAAGUGGUAGCCAAUGAAUUCAGUUGCGAUUUAAAGCAUUCUACUGUUGUGCAUCUGAUAUGCAUUUACAAGACUUAAGUAAUAAUGUAAAAACGUUGUUAUCGGAUGUAUUCUUGCCUGGUUUCGCUGUCUUGCCAAAGACUUCCUGUCUUGUUUUCUUUUUCAUUCUUGUAAAUAGACGCUGUGGUGAUGUCAAACUUAGGAUUAUCUGAUAUUCAUAUGCUGUAUACCAUGAAAUGUUCGUGAAGCUGUAAGCUGUCCACUGUUUUACGACUGUAUCCUAAUAAAAAAUACAAAUAUCCCUUUAUACCAAAAUAGAUUCUGUGAUUUGUGUUCUAGUCAUGGUUUCAUUGUUGUGUACAUGUUGUGUGAAAAUCACAAGUAUUGAUGUGAAUUGUUUUGAAUAAAAAUUUGACCUGGAAAUUGUACAUUUCAUGAAAUUGAAAACUGUAAGUGGGUAAAUUGACUUCAGGGGUAAUUUGUUUAGCUCUCUUAAAGUGCCUGUUUGAAGCUGAAGGGUAUUCUUAAGUCUUGCCAGUUUGGUGGUUUAACAGGUCUUUUAAUCCAAAAACUGUUGACUGUCUGACCAUGUUGGUGAAAUAAAAGAGUAACGAGUUGAAAUCUAUCAACCUAACGAUAAAAUUAGUAUUGCCUGAGGAGGGUUAAUAUUUUGUUUAACAUAUCAACAUUCAUAGUAUCAUUGAUCAUUUAGAAUUGAUUGAUUUAUUGACUUCGUGAUUUAUUGAUUGAUUAGGUGGACCAUGCUAAUUAAUGCUAAUUAAUUAAAAAUACGUCCAAAUGUUUUUAGAUUAGAUGAGUGAUUGGUUUUAGCGCAUAUUUUCUAAUGAGCGACUUGUAGCAAGUAUUUAAAGUUCUUACUCCUGUGUUAGCAAAUCCACACCCCUUUUGAAAUAGUUGCCAGGUUUUAUUAUUGCUGUAUUAUCAUUGCAUUGAGAGACGCUUUAUUAGUGAUGUCUUUAUGUUGCUAUGCAGAUACUGUUUUGUUUUUGUCAGUGUAUUUGCACAAAAUGGUGUCAAAAUAUUAAUCAUGGUUGAUAUUGGCGGUGAUGAUUAUGACUGAAAAAUAAGUCUAUGAAAAAUAAGACUAUGAUGUCUGGAAUCAGACCUCGGGAGUGGUUGCAAAAGUUUAAAACGUUGAGUAUUUUAUACAUUUGUAAAUCUUUUAGUCCUUCCAAUCUGGGGUUGGUUGCUUCAUCGAUGAAGCAAAUUUUAGAUUUCAAAUGAGAAAAGUUGAAUAUUGUUUGUAAAGAUGGCAGCACUAUAUCAUCAAGUGACCUUUGUCAACUCCUUCGUUAUUUGUAAUGUUAUGUUGAAUUCGAGUGAAAAAGUUUGACAGAACGUGUUGCAAUAUUCUUAAAGGGUAAAAUUAUCUGUGUUUUUUGAGUUGGGAAUUUGUCAGUUAAUUAUAACUUGUUCUUGGUAUCAGAAUGUGCUAGUUGUCACUUGUACACUACAGGGUGUUCGAGAAAAAGGUGUAUCACUUGUGGGUUUUGAAACUUCAGCGUAUAUGCAAGGUUGGUGAGAUUUUCUCACCUAGGGCCAUUUUUGUUUGUUUAAACACUAUCAAGGAUGUGGCUCCUUGGUAAUGCAACAUAUUGCAACACUGUGCUAAGCUUUUUAAAUUCUCUGCUAAAAUGUUUGUUUGAUUCCUUGUUUCUUGCAGAAGAGAGACACGCAUAUAGUACAUGUAGUUUUCCUCACUUUUGCCAGGGCAAGUUUAUUUGUGGAUAGCGUGUUGUACGGUGUACUUCAAUUUCCAUGAAGUUGACAAAUCUGAAAGUUCCAGAUACUUUUUGUUUGUACUGAAAAAUACUUAAGUGGUUUCCGUGUAUUUGAACUGGAGCUUAUUUUGAAUAACAAUUAUGAUCAAACAUCCUGGAUGGCCUAUUUCCCCUCCUCCUACUUCACCUUGAGGUUCGAAAAGUUGCUCUCUACGAAUAAGAAUGUUGCCCUGGCAAUGUAUAGUGAUUUUGUCUGUUAUUCUGUUAUUUCAAGUGUUGUGACCUGGGUAUUUUGUGGGUACAAGUGGAUUACUGGGGUCUUUUUGUUUUAUUUGCUGUGCUUGUGUUUUAUUUUCUGGCUCUGCUUCAUUGUAGCAUUCACUAAGUGCCUACCCAAGGAUUUAUUGAUGUUCUAAUGUUGUCCAAUAAAGACUUAUUUAUUCA
Messenger RNA from Lineus longissimus, 6987 nucleotides. Its product is annotated as zinc finger protein GLIS3-like. The record is from RefSeq and is a predicted model, not a curated record. Gene Ontology annotation, molecular function: RNA polymerase II cis-regulatory region sequence-specific DNA binding; DNA-binding transcription factor activity, RNA polymerase II-specific. The transcript is spliced from 9 exons. Gene Ontology annotation, cellular component: nucleus. Lineage: Eukaryota; Metazoa; Nemertea; Pilidiophora; Heteronemertea; Lineidae. Gene Ontology annotation, biological process: regulation of transcription by RNA polymerase II. Bases 134 to 3322 code for a protein of 1062 amino acids.